AUGACGUCUAACGGAACCAGCGACAUGCUGACCAUCCAAUUCGGACUCAUCAACUGUGGAAACAAAUAUCUCACAGCUGAGACGUUCGGCUUUAAGAUCAACGCCUCAGCCACGAGCAUGAAGAAGAAGCAAAUCUGGACGCUGGAGCAGGACAGUGAUGACUCGAACGUGUUCUUCUUGAAGAGCCACCUGGGCCGCUACAUCGCCGCCGACAAGGACGGCAACGUGACCGGAGACGCCGAGGUGCCGAGCGACGACUGCCGCUUCGUGGUGACGGCGCACGACGACGGCCGCUGGUCUCUGCAGUCCGAGCCGCACCGGCGCUACCUGGGCGGCACCGAGGACCGCAUCUCGUGCUUCGCGCAGAGCUCGGGCCACGCGGAGAAAUGGAGCGUGCACAUCGCCAUGCACCCGCAGCUCAACCUGUUCAGCGUGACGCGCAAGAGAUACGCGCACUUGAGCGCCAAGGACGACGAGGUGGCCAUCGACCGCGACGUUCCGUGGGGCGUAGACUCGCUCAUCACACUCGUCUUUCAUGAGCAGAAGUAUCAUCUGCAGACCUCGGACAACCGAUUCCUCAGAAACGAUGGCACGCUGGCGCAGAAGCCCGACAAGAGCACCGGCUACACGCUGGAGUUCCGCUCCGGGAAGGUAGCGUUCCGGGACGGAGUGGGGAAAUACCUGGCCCCAUCCGGACCCAGUGGCACCAUGAAGUCCGGCAAGAGUACCAAAGUGGGCAAAGACGAGCUGUUCGUCCUGGAGCAGAGCCACCCUCAAGUAGUGCUCACCGCUGCUAACGACAGGAAUGUGUCCACCAGGCAAGGAAUGGACCUGUCCGCCAACCAGGACGAAGAGAGCGAUCAAGAGACCUUUCAGAUGGAGAUCAGUAAAGAUACAAAGAAGUGCGCUUUCAGGACCUGCACUGGAAAAUACUGGACACUCACUGCUAAUGGUGGACUGCAGUGUACCGCUUCCACCAAGACUGCCAACUGCUAUUUCGAUAUCGAAUGGCGAGGCAAGAAAAUUACCCUCCGUGCCUCCAAUGGAAAAUACGUGGCAGCCAAAAAGAACGGGCAGCUGGCUGCCAGCAUCGAUUCUGCAGGAGAGUCUGAGGAGUUCCUGAUGAAGCUGAUCAACAGGCCCAUCAUUGUGCUGAGGGGAGAGCACGGCUUCAUCGGCUGCAGGAAGGUCACUGGGACUCUGGACUCCAACCGAUCCUCUUACGAUGUCUUUGGCCUGGAGUUCCGCAAUGGGGCCUACAGUCUCCAAGAUUCCACUGGGAAAUACUGGAUGAUCGGGAGUGAGUCUUCAGUUGUGAGCAGCAGCGAUACCCCAGUCGACUUCUUCCUGGAGUUCUGCGACUACAACAAGGUGGCCAUCAAGUCGAGUGAAGGGAAGUACCUGAAAGGAGACCAUGCUGGUGUUCUGAAGGCCAAUGCUGAUGACCUGGACAGCUCCACUAUGUGGGAGUAUUAGAAGCACUCAAGUGACCACCAUUUAUUUUUUAUUAUUAUUUUUUUUUCUUUCUUUUUUUUAAUUUUUUUUAUUCUACAUAUUAAAUGAUUUUUUUUUUCACCAUGAGCACAAAUGGGUAGGAGAGUAAAAUGAAGAUCUGAGAGUUUAAGUGGUUUUGGUGGUUUAAAUAGACUCCAACGAUGAAGACUCGCGUUAAAAUAAGCAUAUUCAUACUCCAGCAUUCUGGUGCCAUGGAACUCUAGCAGUGUUAUGCAGAUUUCAUAGGCCGAAACUCAAUGGGUGUCAGCGCUAAAUUUCUAGGGGCUUUAUCCGGUCCCCAAAUUUCGUAUACUGCGGUAAAGUCUUGUGGUUUUGUUAAACGAUUUGACUGGAAUUCAAAUUUGAUACAGAGUCUGAGGAGAAGUGUGUAACCCGGUGUUCUCACAGGUUCGCUGGAUCUCCUCAGAGACAAAUGUUGGGUGGGAUUUUUCGUGAUCCCUUUCCUUGUCUUUGCACAGUUCUGUAAGAGCCUUUCUCUUUCAAUAUGUAGUGUUUUUAGGAGAAUGUUGUUUACCGAUGCCUUGACAAACCCUGUGAGAAUUAGCUUUUUGUUCAUUACCCUUCUCUAUAAUAUUGCCAAGUGUUAGAAUCCCAUUGACCAGAAGACUAACGGCAAUAUUUACUGGUAGUUGUAUGAAUGUUGUUUGUAUGACUGUCCUGCCAUACACGGUUAUAAAGUGUGUCCUUUAACCACUGGAAUGUCCUGUUCUUGGCACUGAAGACGACGCUGACCAGUUCUGUUUUUUUUUUUAUUUUUAUUUCUUUUCCCUUUUUAUUUUUUAUUUUAUUUUUUGGAAGUAUGGCUAUGUUCUUGUGUGUAAUACAGUACGUAUUGGAUCUUUGCUUGUGCCAUUACAAUUUCAUUUCCCUGUAAAAGAAAACUGUGAAGAGAGGCCUAAUACGGCCCUUCAUCUCAACUCUGGUUACGCAUUCUGAUGCCAAUACGAGGGAAAAGUGUUCAGUGAAUUACUGCAUCUGAAGGGUCAAUUGUUGUUAGUGUUGUUUAGAUACGCGGCUGAUCUUUCUGAUCUGUUCGAUCGGGUAUGUUGUUGCAGGUUCAACACUAUAUUUAUGGUAAAUUAAGACCUACCUUGAUGGGUCCAAGUGGAAGGGUCUGUGUUCACUGCACACGUAGAACCAGCAUUGUAAUGAAUCUGGAAAAUAUAACAACUGUUAAACUGGAAAAAUAACACACGACUGUUCGGUUCUGUUUGAAUUUAAAAGGCACAGACAUUAUCAUGUACCUUUAUCUAUAAUUUGAGAAAUAAAGCUUAAGAAUAAGCAUCUACACAAAAUAUAAAUAUAUAAUAUAUCAAAUGUUUAUUAUAAAUUAUAACUAGAGAUAGCACCACUCACGAAUUAGGGGCGGGACUUGACCGAAACCUCCUGAUUUGACAGUUAUUUGGCUACCGAUUAAAUUCUGUGAUUAUUGUGAUUAAAACUUGCUAACAUUUCUUACUGAAGAUGCUCUUGCUAAUAGGCUACAGAGUAGGCAUAGCGUUUGCGUAGAUCUUGUUGAUCCUUUCUAAUUGAAGGGAUACUGGCGGUGUUCUCAGGUGUGCCUCAAACCAGUGAGGAUGGUGCAACUGCAUAAACACCAUAUGUUUCAUUAAUCAAAACUAGUAAUGUACAAUUAAUUAGUACAGAAAUCAUAUAAUCUAUCCUUACAUUAGCUUCUGUGGUUACUGAGACCACACUUGCAUACAAGGGAGUGGUAAUGACUGUGCCUUAUGGUCAUACUGGAAAAACACAACAUUCCACAUCUAUACUUUGUAAAACUUUACUGAUUUCCUUUUUUUUAAUAUUAUUUUGAUAUUAUUGUUGCUUUUCUUCAUGUGCCAUGGGUACAAAAAAAAAAAAAUACGAUAAAUUGGAUUAUGAAACUC
Messenger RNA from Ictalurus punctatus (channel catfish), 3401 nucleotides. RefSeq names its product fascin actin-bundling protein 1a (gene fscn1a). NCBI's taxonomy places the organism in Eukaryota, Metazoa, Chordata, Actinopteri, Siluriformes, Ictaluridae. Gene Ontology annotation, biological process: establishment or maintenance of cell polarity; cell migration; actin filament bundle assembly. The transcript has 5 exons. Gene Ontology annotation, cellular component: microvillus; cytoplasm; actin cytoskeleton. The record is from RefSeq and is a predicted model, not a curated record. Gene Ontology annotation, molecular function: actin filament binding; protein-macromolecule adaptor activity. Bases 1 to 1476 code for a protein of 491 amino acids.